AUGGGUCUGUUAGGAGAUGUGAUCUACUAUGCCUUCCAUCCCAACCAAUUGAGGUCCAUCAUUCAAUGUUUCGCUGCGGUGAUUGCGGAGCUCCACCCUGAGCUGCUGGUCGCCGUCUGCGUUUUCUACUUGAUCCUGCGUGGUCUGGACACCAUCGAGGAUGACACCUCGAUUCCGCUCGCGACCAAAGAGCCAUUGCUUCGCGAUUUCAAGAACUUGAUCGAGAAGGAUGGCUGGACCUUCGACGGCAACCGGCCGGAGGAGAAGGACCGCGAGCUUCUCGUGCAGUUCCACAAUGUGAUCACGGAGUACAAGAACCUGAAACCGGCCUACCGGGCCAUCAUCAAAGACAUCACAAACAAGAUGGGCAACGGCAUGGCCGACUACUGUCGCAAGGCCGAGUUGGAAGGUAUCAGUGUCAACACGAUCGAGGAAUACGACCUCUACUGCUACUAUGUCGCUGGUCUUGUCGGCGAAGGAUUGACCCGACUCUUUGUCGAAGCGGAGUUUGGCAAUCCCGGACUGCUGGCCCGUCCAAACCUGCACAAGUCGAUGGGUCUCUUCUUGCAGAAGACCAACAUUAUCCGUGACGUCCGUGAAGACCAUGACGAUAACCGGCACUUCUGGCCCAAGGAGAUCUGGUCCAAGCAUGUCGACAAGUUUGAAGACCUGUUCAAGCCGGAGUACCGUGAAGCCGCCCUCAACUGCAGUUCCGAGAUGGUUCUGAACGCACUCGAACAUGCCGACGAAUGUCUCUUCUACCUCGCCGGCUUGCGAGAGCAGAGUGUCUUCAAUUUCUGCGCGAUUCCGCAGUCUAUGGCUAUUGCUACGCUGGAACUUUGCUUCCGAAAUCCAGCCAUGUUUGAGAGGAACAUCAAGAUCACGAAAGGUGACGCCUGCCAGCUGAUGACUGAAUCGACGCAGAAUCUGCGCGUGGUCUGCGAGGUCUUCCGACGCUACGCACGCCGGAUCCACCAGAAGAACACGCCCAAAGACCCUAAUUUCCUCAAGAUCAGCAUUGCAUGUGGAAAGAUUGAGAGAUUUGUUGAAACGCUCUUCCCAUCGCAAACAGCCGAGGAUGCUCACCGCAAGAUCGCGGGUAAAUCCUCCGAGGAGGAAGAGAAGAAGAAGCGGGAGGCUGCGGAAGCGCGCGAGGACAUGUUCAUGAUUAUGGGUAUCAUGGCUGUCAUUGUCACGGUAGUAACCGGUCUAAUGCUUGGAGCUGCAUGGCUGAUGGGUGCCCGUUUCGAUCUGGCCUUCAAAGAGCUCAUGAAGGGCAAUUUCCGACCGCCGAACAAAAUCACACAUUCGGAAUUAUAG
Molecule: messenger RNA, 1320 nt
Organism: Rasamsonia emersonii CBS 393.64
Lineage: Eukaryota; Fungi; Ascomycota; Eurotiomycetes; Eurotiales; Trichocomaceae
Product: Squalene synthase
Exons: 4
Coding region: 1-1320 (439 amino acids)
Biological process (GO): ergosterol biosynthetic process; farnesyl diphosphate metabolic process
Cellular component (GO): endoplasmic reticulum membrane
Molecular function (GO): squalene synthase [NAD(P)H] activity
Source: RefSeq, a predicted model, not a curated record